CAAUGUCUGUCGUGCUAGUGAGAAAAACCCCUUACCGGGGAGUGAUCAACUUCGACAACAUCUUCUAUGCCUGGAUAACCAUAUUCCAGGUUGUCACACUAGAAGGAUGGGCUGAGAUCAUGUUUUUCGUAAUGGAUGCUCAUUCCUUCUUGAGUUUUUUAUUCUUCAUGCUGGUCACCAUUAUGGGCUCCUUCAUCAUAGUCAACGUCUGCGCAGUCGUCAUCGCCACCCAGUUCUUGGAGAAUAUGAAACUGAAGUCAGAAGAGCCGAGUCCCGGUGCUGCGCGUAACACUCUGCCUCUGCUCUGUCGAAGGUUUGCCUGUUGGCUACGGAGGUUCAACAGAAGUAACAAGGUGCAACCCAAUGCCGGCCAAAAGGGAACUUUGGGAUCGAUUUUGACACCCUUCAACAAGCACAUUCAGACGUUGGUUGAGAGCUCACAAUUCGACCAUGUGAUCAUGUUUGCUGUUUUCCUCAGUAUUAUCACCAUUGCAGUUGAACAUCAUAAUCAGCCUCCUGAGAUGACAUACGUGUUAAACAUCUGUAACAUCGUUUUCACAUUUGUAUUUUUUGUGGAGAUGACGUUAAAACUGGUCGCACUCCGCUUCAAAUACUUUUUUGAUCUGAACAACAUCUUCGACUUUGCCAUUGUUAUUGUCAGUGUGUGGGAGCUAAUUGCCAAAUCAGAUGGCAGGUUGUCAGUGCUGCGCGCUUUUCGUCUGCUGCGGUUUGUGAGGCUUCUUCACUUCCUUCCAUACCUGCUGAGACAGCUGCUGGUGCUGAAGAGGACCAUCGCCGAGGCAGGCCCGCUCUGCAUGCUGCUGCUGUUCUUCACUUUCGUUUGCAGUGUACUGGGUAUGCAUCUGUUUGGUGGUCAAUUCAUAUUCAAGGACCCUCAAGGAGAUAUAAUCAUUGAGCGAAAAAACUUUGACACCCUGCUCUGGUCCAUGGUCACUGUGUUCCAGAUUCUGACUCAGGAGGACUGGAACAUGGUGCUGUACAACGCCAUGACGGCUACCACGCCAUGGACUUUCCUGUACUUUGUCACCGUCAUUAUGUUAGGAAAACAUGUACUUCUCAAUAUUCUCGUGGGCAUAGUGGUUCAGAGCUUCCAGGAAAAGGAGUCCUCAGAAUGCGUUCAAGACUCUUCUCACGUUGACGAGGAUUUCAACGACUCUGUAACCAGCUUCACCUCAGAGACAGACCCCUCGAGACCCAGCCAAUCUCCCUUAACCUCUGAGAAAGACACUGAACCAGCAAAUACCCAAGAAGACAAUAAACCUUUGACCUGUAUCCAGCAAAUGCUCCACUGGUGCAAGGAACAUGAAGAGUGGGCAUUCUACGUCUUUUCUCCACAGAACAGGUUCCGAAUAUUUUGCCAACGUUUGAUCUAUCACAAGUUGUUUGACAGCACGGUUCUCCUAUUCAUCCUGCUAAGCUGUGUCACCAUUGCUAUGGAGAGGCCUGCAAUACACAAUGAAAGCACGGAGCGAUGGAUCCUGAAUAUGUCGCGUUACGUGUUCUCCGGUGUCUUCCUGGUAGAGAUGCUCUUUAAGGUUGUAGCUCUCGGUGUGUUCUUUGGGAAGGACAGCUACUGCAGCUCUUCCUGGAACGUCAUGGAUGGUUCGCUGGUGAUUCUGUCGGUAAUUCAUAUCAUCAUCUCUCUGGCCAGUUCGGGCGAAAACAACAUGCUGGGCAUUCUCAAAGUUUUGCGCCUGCUACGGACACUUCGCCCACUGAGGGUGAUCAAGCGGGCCCCCAAAUUGAAGCUGGCUGUGGAUGCUUUGAUCACAUCCAUCAAACCCAUCGGUAACAUUGUUUUCAUCUGCUGCACCUUCUUCUUUUUCUACAGCAUCCUUGGGGUACAGCUGUUCAAAGGGAAGUUCUUCCACUGCUUGGGUCAAUACACAAAGAACAUCACCAACAAGUCUGACUGUCUCUCAGCCAACUAUCUCUGGGUGCAAAAGCCGUACAACUUUGACAGCCUGCCUCAGGCUCUGAUGUCCCUUUUUGUGAUGUACUCAAAGGACGGAUGGGUGAACCUAAUGUAUGAUGGACUGGAUGCUGUGGGAAUAGACCAACAGCCCGUGAGAAACCAUAACCAGUGGAUGCUUGUUUUUUUCAUCACGUUCAUGGUUAUGAGCUUCUUCCUCCUCGAUAUGUUUAUCGGUGUAAUGGUGGAGACCUUCGCCCGGUGUCAGCAGCAGCAAAAAAAAGAAAAUGAAGAGGAAGCAUCACAUGACCCGAGCAGGAACAAGCCUAAGAAGAUACCUACGCAGCCUCCAUAUUACACAUACUACUCCCCGAUGCGUCGCUCCAUACACACUCUGUGUACCAGCGACUUCCUUGACGUCUUCAUGACUGCCGUCAUUUUGAUCAGUGUCCUCAUCAUGGCCUUGCAACAUUACAAACAACCUCUGUAUAUAGAAUUGCUCACAGAGUAUUCGUACUAUGCCUUCACUCUCCUCCUGAUCAUUGAAAUCCUCUUGAAGAUUCUGGCGUUUGGCAUACGGAGGUUCCUCCGAAACAGUUGGAAUCAUCUGGAUGUGGCGGUUGUCUUGGUUUCCGUCGUCAGCAUUGUUUUCAUUGGGAUGGAAAUGGCCGACUGGAUUCCCAUUAAUCCCAGCAUCCUGAGAGUCUGUAGAGUUCUCAGGCUAGCAAAAGUGCUGAAGCACAAGAAAAUAAGAGUCCUCCUGAAAACAAUUAUCAAGACGCUGUCACAGGUUGGGAGCAUUUGUCUUCUGUUCGCUUUUUUUUUCUUUAUAUACGCUGCGCUGGGAGUGGAGCUCUUCGGCAACCUAGAAUGUACCGAAGAGAAUCCCUGCCUUGGCUUACAUCGGCAUGCUAACUUUGAGCAUUUUGGCAUGGCCCUGCUCACGCUGUACCAAGUGUGCACCGGAGACAACUGGAGCGCAAUAAUGAAGGACACUUUGAGGGAGUGUCGUCCCACCGACAUCGAUUGUGUGACCUACCUCUCCCACGUCUCCCCCAUGUUCUUCUCCUCCUUCGUGGUCAUGGCCCAGUUUGUACUGGUCAACCUGGUGGUGGCAGCCAUAAUGCAGGCUCUGGAGGACAGCAACGAGAGCAACCCCACUAAUUUCUGUCUCCCCCUGGAGGAGGAGGACGAGGAGGAUGAGGAGGAGGAGGAGCCGUCGGACAAUGCAGGCACGAGUCUCCGGGGCAGUGUUGGUGUUUUAAGUAAUGAGUGAAUAUUUGUAAAUGUGAUUACUUGAAGUUUGAUUCUUUGUUUCUGUACCUUUUUUUCAUAACAUGAAUAAAUAGAACUUGAUUUCCACAUGGA
Messenger RNA from Gymnodraco acuticeps, 3301 nucleotides. RefSeq names its product voltage-dependent T-type calcium channel subunit alpha-1H-like. The transcript is spliced from 27 exons. Gene Ontology annotation, biological process: neuronal action potential; calcium ion import; sodium ion transmembrane transport. Bases 3 to 3209 code for a protein of 1068 amino acids. The record is from RefSeq and is a predicted model, not a curated record. Gene Ontology annotation, cellular component: voltage-gated sodium channel complex; voltage-gated calcium channel complex; neuron projection. NCBI's taxonomy places the organism in Eukaryota, Metazoa, Chordata, Actinopteri, Perciformes, Bathydraconidae. Gene Ontology annotation, molecular function: low voltage-gated calcium channel activity; voltage-gated sodium channel activity.